AUGAACACGACAAGUGGUGAUUUAGCCAACCCCACGACCUGGCAAGAUGCUGGAGGUGAUUUUCCCAACUGCACCGAUGUAGAAGUCAGUCUGAAGACUUUGUACCUCCCUGUUAUGUACAGCCUCAUCUUUCUGGUGGGCUUCCCAGGAAAUGUUAUUGCAAUCUGUGUUUACAGCUUCAAGAUGAGGCCUUGGAAGAGCAGCACCAUCAUCAUGCUGAACCUGGCACUUACAGACCUGCUCUACCUCACCAGCCUUCCCUUCCUGAUACACUACUAUGCCAAUGGGGAGCACUGGAUCUUUGGGGGAUUCUUGUGCAAGUUCAUUCGUUUUGGCUUCCACUUCAACUUGUACAGCAGCAUCCUCUUCCUCACUUGCUUCAGUGCCUUCCGCUACAUGGUGAUUGUCCACCCUAUGAAAUUUUUCCAAGUCCAAAGGAAGCAGUGGACAGCAGUGGCCUGUGCAGCCAUUUGGGUGAUCUCCCUGGCAGCUGUCACUCCCAUCAAUUUCUUGAUCUCCUUAAGAGAGGAGCAAAACAGAUCCUUAUGCCUUGACUUCACCAGUUCUGAAAACCUGGGUGCAAUCAGGUGGUAUAACUGGCUGCUCACCAGCCUGGCCUUCUUCUUGCCCCUGGUGACAGUGACUCUGUGCUAUGCACUUAUUAUUUCUGCCUUAGCCACUGGGCCCCAGACACAGGCUAGCCACAAACAGAAGGCUCGCAGACUUGCCAUCAUCCUCUUGGUGGUCUUCUAUGUGUCCUUCCUCCCCUUCCACCUUUUUCGGGUUGCUCGGGUUGAACUGCAGUUGUGUCCCGUCAGCUGUCAUGUUGAGAAGCAGAUUCACACCAUCUAUAUCAUCUCUCGACCUCUGGCUGCACUCAACACCUGUGGUAACCUUCUGCUGUACGUUGUGAUGGGAGAUAACUUCCAGCAGGCCAUCCUCUCACUCUCAUGGUGCAAGAGGAGCAAAUGCAUCCAACCACCUGGGAGCAGUACUUAUAUGAACAAGCCAGAAAUCACCUUAAGGGUAUAG
Lagopus muta (rock ptarmigan) is the source of this 1032-nucleotide messenger RNA. It is a transcript of the gene OXGR1, whose product is annotated as oxoglutarate receptor 1. NCBI's taxonomy places the organism in Eukaryota, Metazoa, Chordata, Aves, Galliformes, Phasianidae. Gene Ontology annotation, cellular component: plasma membrane. Bases 1 to 1032 code for a protein of 343 amino acids. The transcript has a single exon. The record is from RefSeq and is a predicted model, not a curated record. Gene Ontology annotation, biological process: G protein-coupled receptor signaling pathway. Gene Ontology annotation, molecular function: G protein-coupled receptor activity.